Molecule: messenger RNA, 1778 nt
Organism: Eublepharis macularius
Lineage: Eukaryota; Metazoa; Chordata; Lepidosauria; Squamata; Eublepharidae
Gene: EIF5A
Product: eukaryotic translation initiation factor 5A
Exons: 6
Coding region: 131-595 (154 amino acids)
Biological process (GO): positive regulation of translational termination; positive regulation of translational elongation
Molecular function (GO): translation elongation factor activity; ribosome binding; RNA binding
Source: RefSeq, a predicted model, not a curated record
GUGCGGGGAAAAGGUGGCGGGGGAAGGGCGAGGGGAGGCGAUAAGUGCGCGUGCGCACUGCGGGCUGGGUUGCAGCAAGCGGCGGCGGCGGUUGAGCUCGCGGGCGGUUUCCCAUAACACCUGAUCCACCAUGGCUGAUGACCUAGACUUCGAGACCGGCGAUGCCGGUGCCUCCGCCACCUUCCCCAUGCAGUGCUCCGCUCUCCGCAAAAAUGGCUUUGUGGUGCUCAAAGGACGUCCCUGCAAGAUUGUGGAGAUGUCCACCUCCAAGACUGGCAAGCAUGGGCAUGCCAAAGUGCAUCUGGUUGGCAUAGACAUCUUCACCGGGAAGAAAUAUGAAGAUAUCUGCCCUUCGACCCACAACAUGGAUGUGCCCAAUAUUAAGAGAAAUGACUUCCAGCUUAUUGGGAUCCAGGAUGGGUACCUCUCCCUGCUUCAGGACAGCGGGGAAGUGCGGGAGGACCUGCGCCUUCCUGAGGGUGACCUGGGCAAGGAGAUUGAACAGAAGUAUGACUGUGGCGAGGAAAUUCUGAUCACCGUGCUGUCUGCAAUGACUGAGGAAGCUGCUGUUGCUAUUAAGGCCAUGGCUAAAUAAAGGAACCGCAGGGCAGCAGCUCCACCUUGUCAUGAACCAGAGAGGAUCGCAACCCGCAGACUGGCUCGAUUUGGCUCCAAACCACCCAAAUCUUUUUUUCUCUCUCCCCAUCCUUUAAAAAAAGCAAAAUCUCCCCCACCCCCUUUUGAAUUAAACAAGAGAAAACAAACUUUUUAUUUUGUGGUCUUUUAAAGGAGAAAGCUGGAUGCUGAUGUAUUCCUUUUAAUUUUUUGUUCCUCUUCCUCUCCCAUCCCAGUUCCUUCCCUCUCUCCGGUGCUAGUAACACUACAGCUGUUUUCUGGCAAGAGAUGUUGAGAAUUUGCACUUAAGGAAAAUAUUUAAACUGCUAGGAGGAAAAAACCUUGCAAGAGACUCGUGUUGGAAUUGUUCUUUUUUCAAGCUUAAUGCUUCUGUGCUGAGGUGGUUGGGGUGGGAGAGAAGCUGCCCCUUUGCAGGAACAACUGAAAUGGAGCUAAACAGCAGCGAGAGCUGAGGACGGCGCAGUCUUUACCCUGUCAAAUGUGUGUGUUCUUGUGAGCCUUUCUGUUGAGGGGAGGUGGGAGGGGAGGUGUGGCCCUUCCCCCACCACACUUUUGAAGCUUUUUUCUCAUUGGUGGUUGCAGCAAUUUGGUCAAUCCUAUUGGAUGGCAUCCUUUCUCACAAUGUGGAGGUUACCCAUUCAAUGUGUUUUUUUGGGAUCCCUGCUCUGGUUGCUGAGCUUGCUUAACCCCCCUUCUUAAUUCCUUCUAGAGCACACAAGCGCCCCCCCAUCUGGAACGGGGUGGGGGCAGGCCCCUGCCAGGCUGGGAGCAUGGCCCUGGCUCCAAAGCAGGAGCAGACUUGGUUCUUGUGGCUGCCUGGUCAAGGUGCGCAGUUUGCCCCGCCCCGCCUGGGCUCUGGUCCCUAUCAAUCAUGUUCUGUUUUCUGCCCUUGCCCCAGAGCUGGCAGUUCUCUAGCACGGCCCCCCUCCCCUUCCCCAAGCCCUCCGUACUGGGUAACCAAGAGCUGUUCAAGGUAGGGAUCUUCUGGGGGAACCAACUAGCACCCCGACUGUUUCCCUGGUUCAUAUCUUACCCCCUGCUGUUGACAGGUCAGCGCUGUGGCCUCCUCCCUUUCCCCCUCCCCUGUUAAUCCAACACAUUUGUUAAUCAACCUCAAUAAAAAAACAAGUUUAAUAUGAAAA